This is a messenger RNA of Drosophila nasuta, 867 nucleotides long. RefSeq names its product collagen alpha-2(IV) chain-like. The coding region runs from base 25 to 801 and encodes 258 amino acids. The transcript has 4 exons. NCBI's taxonomy places the organism in Eukaryota, Metazoa, Arthropoda, Insecta, Diptera, Drosophilidae. The record is from RefSeq and is a predicted model, not a curated record.
CUAUUUCGAUAGUGCGAAAUCAACAUGAGAAUCGCUUUGAUUUGUGUGACUUUUUUGGCUUUGACUGCUCAGUCAGUCCUAUCGAAUGGCCUGGUUCCCUUGGGACAAAACCAAUGCGGUCAGGGAUCUUCAGUUGGAAACCUAAUAGAUAUUAUCGGUCGUUUGGUAUCUGGACCAUGUGGUGGAUCUUUACCGGGACUACCUGACCAAUUGCCAAAUAUACGUAUACCUCGUUAUCGAGGUAGAGUUAGGCGUCGGCCUUACCGCUCCGGAUCCAGAGUAGUAAUUAUAAAUCCUCCGAACCGGCCCGUGCUACCUAGUUUUCCAAACCUACGUCCACCUUGUUACCCACCUUGUUGUCCACCUUGCUACCCGCCACAACCAAGUUGUGUGUCAGUCUCUCUAGAAUGUCGGCUAAGGGUGCAUCGCUACCCCUAUUACCCUACCUGGCCCGGACAGUCCGGAAUUGGUGGACUGCCCGGACUAGGUGGACUGCCCGGAAUAGGUGGACUGCCCGGAAUAGGUGGACUGCCCGGAACCAGUGUACUGCCCGGUGGACAGCCCGGACUAGGACUAAUUGGAAUUCCCGGAAUAGAUGGACUGUCCCAAGGUGGACAAGGCCUUCAAGACCCUUUCUUUGGCUACAAUGAUCCAAUUGCACCAGAGGACGAAUCCGGAGCUCUGCUGAAUAAAAAUGAUGACGUCAAUGCUAAUGAUCCAGCUGAUUACAACUCCAACCAUGAUACCCCUGAACAACCCGACUACUCGGGUCUUCAGGAUGCGCCUCAUGGUCAAGUCUAAGACACUUUCUUCCUUUUAAAUAUUUUUUGUCAAUCAGCAAAUAUACAUGUAAAGUGUAAAUAACAA